UGCUGGAUCCAUCCCUAAUGGAGAAGCAGAUUUAAGUUUGCAGCCUGGCGGACUGACGGAGGGAGCUGCAAGCCCAGCACUUCCAAGCUGUUCACCUGUUGCAGAGGCUGUGCAGAUGAAGACUGAAGAAGAGGUGGAUUUCUUGAGGGAUCUUGCUGAGAGUUCGGCUUCCGAAGGAAUGAUUAACCGUGAAAGCUGGAGUCCUGUUGAAACUGCUCAGGAUCCAUCACUGUUGGAGCCAAAGCAUCCAUGUCGUUCUGCAGAAAGUGAUAAUUUCCUAGAAGAUGGACUAAGUGGAGAUUGUACCUCAUCGCAAGACAUACUUAAAAGAAGAUCUGAGAGUGAAUCUGAUCUCUUUCCUCUCUCAGGAGAUGGGGUGGACGAGGUGGACUUCGGGAAGCAGCCCGAAGAGGAGCAGUCAGCGGGCGAUAGCACAAGUUCUAGUUUCUCUGCCGACGAUACGCUGUCCCUAGAAAGGAACUCAUCUCUUGGGAGUGACAUCUCCCUCCCUCAGGCGCUAGGCUUCAGCAGGCCCAAAGAUCGGUGCAGCCUAGAUGGCAGCUGCUUCAACAUGGCAACAAGCGCCGAGGGCCAAGAUGGUGAAGCUGGCGUCUCCGGGGAGCUGGAUGAAGAGCUGGACAGCAUCACGGACGUGCCCCCUCCUGCCUCUGCCCUGAAGAGCUCCAUGAGGCCGUUGUCUCCUUUCCGCCGGCAUAGCUGGGGCCCUGGGAAGAAUGGCAGCCACGAGGCUGAGAUGAACCAUCGAAGUUCAAUGCGAGUGCUGGGGGAUGGUGUAAGGAAGCCUCCCACCCAUAGGAGAAGUCUGAGCUGGUGUCCCUCUGAUGUCCAGUGCACUGCCAUGGGUGCUGAUUUGAAUGGCAGAAGUUACAGCUUAGAAGGCCUUGCUGGGGAGGGUGACGGUACUAAGAAGCCACCCUCCAGCCUCGAAACAGCAACUCUGAACACCAAAGAUCUCCGGCAAAGCCCCCUGGCAAAUGACGAGCGUGGUUCUCUAGUCUCACUCAACGAAGAGGAGCUGGAACUAGAGCAAGGGGCAAUUAGAAGUCUUAACCGCCAGAUACGCCAAAGAUCUCAGCCCCGUGCCUUCAGCUUCACUGCAACUCCUGUUUCUCCCCCACUGACUAAGUCCAUGUCAUUGAUGACCAUUGGCCAAGCUGGACCAGACACCCAGGGACGGACUCGGCCAUCCAGACGAAUUUCCUUCUCCUUCAGCAUCUCUCCACUCAUUCCUAAGUCUAAAACUGUCUUUUCUAUUGGCUCUUCUUCCAGUGAUGAGGAUGAGGAGUUGGAUAGUAACAGAUCUUUCAGCAGUACUGGCAGUUCAUUGACUCAAAGCAUCUGCGAGGAGAGCGGCAAUUUCCUGCCUCCCAGCCCAUCCAGAAAGGACUUGGACAGCAAAAGUGGAACAAAAGUCAGCCGCACGUUCAGCUACCUCAGGAAUAAAAUGGUCAGCAGUAAGAAGAGCAAAGAAAAAGAGAAAGAUAAGGAGAAAACAAAAGAGAAGGACAAAGACUCCAAGGAAAAGGACAAGAAGAUGAUAAACGGGCAUCUCUUCAGUGCCACCCCGACGGUGGGGCCUAUCCAUUGUUGCCACUGUUUGAAGCCUUUUAACAAGGAUUCCUUUGCCUGUGCAAGUUGUGGUGUCCUGGUCCAUAAAAACUGCAAGGAGAGUGUGGUUGCUUGUGCCAAAGUCAAAAUGAAGAAAGGAGGAGGCCUUCUAGUCAAUGAUACUUCCUCGUUACCUACAGUAAUUAUGAGAAAUAAGCCCUCUCAGCCAAAGGAGAGACCUCGAUCUGCGAUUCUAGCCCCUGAUGAGAACACUGUGACCUCCAUGUUCAAUAGCAGGCGAUCCCAGCAUAACCCUUCCCUUUCGAAAAGUGUCUCCAUCCAGAACAUUGCUGGAGUUGGGAACGAUGAAAACAUACUUUCAUGGAAGUUCCUCUCCCAGUCAACGGACUCCUUGAAUAAAAUAAGCCGGGUGAACGAAUCCAUGGAGUCAUUAACAGAUGAAGGUGCAGAUAUGAAUGAAGGCCAGCUCAUGGGAGAUUUCGAAACAGACUCAAAGCAGCUGGAAGCCCAGUCCUGGAGCCAAGUCGUAGAUGCCAAGUUUCUCCGGCAACAAAAGAAGGAUGUUGUGAAGCGGCAAGAUGUCAUUUAUGAACUGAUGCAGACGGAAAUGCAUCACGUCCGCACCUUGAAGAUCAUGAGCGACGUGUACAGCAGAGGAAUGGUGCAGGAACUGCAGUAUGAGCAGCAGAUGGUGGAAAAAGUCUUCCCUUGCCUGGACGACCUGCUAAACAUCCACACCCAGUUCUUCCAGCGGAUUUUGGAGAGGAAGAAGGAGUCGCUGGCGGACAGAAGCGAGAAGAAUUUUGUCAUCAAGAGGAUAGGGGACAUCCUUGUGAACCAAUUUUCUGGAGAGAACGCUGAGAGAAUGAAGAAAACCUACGGCAAGUUCUGCGGGCACCACAAUGAGGCGGUGAAUUACUUUAAAGACCUUCAUUCCAAGGAGAAACGGUUUCAAGCAUUCAUCAAGAAAAAGAUGAGCAGCUCUGUGGUGAGGCGUCUGGGCAUUCCCGAGUGCAUCUUGCUAGUAACACAGAGGAUCACCAAAUAUCCUGUGCUGCUACAAAGAAUACUGCAGCAUACCAAAGAAAACGACGAGGAACAUCAAGAUUUGGUGCUGUCCCUAAACCUGGUGAAGGAAGUAAUCACUGCUGUGAACAGCAAAGUCAGCAACUACGAGAAGAAGAUGCGCCUCAAUGAAAUCUACACCCGGACAGACAGCAAGUCUAUCAUGAGAAUGAAGAGCGGGCAGAUGUUCGCCAGAGAGGACCUGCGGCGCAGGAAGUUUGUCCGGGAUGGGCCCAUCUCCCUGAGAAAUGCAGCCAGCAAAUUGAAAGAAGUCCAGGCUGUUCUCCUCUCAGAUGUUCUGAUAUUUCUUCAGGAAAAGGACCAGAAAUAUGUGUUUGCAUCUCUGGAUCAAAAAUCCACAGUGAUAUCUCUAAAGAAGCUGAUUGUCCGAGAAGUGGCCCAUGAGGAGAAGGGUUUGUUCCUUAUCAGCAUGGGAGGGAAGGACCCAGAAAUGGUGGAAGUUCGUGCCAGCUCUAAAGAAGAGCGCAACAGCUGGAUACAAAGCAUCCAGGACACCAUGAAUACUAUGGAUAAGGAAGAAGAUGAAGGCAUCCCUAGUGAAUCGGAGGAGGAAAAGCGAGUGCUCGACACCAAAGCCAGGGAACUGAAAGAACAGCUCCAUCAAAAAGACCAGCAGAUUAUCACACUACUGGAGGAGAAGGAGAAGAUCUUCCGGGACAUGACAGACUGCAGCGGGCACGAGGACAGCUUGGGGGCUAGGACCUUGUUCCGGGCCAACACGGAAGAGGCACCCAAGGGGGAAAGUGUGAUGAAGAGUGUGAUAACCGAAGUUGAGCUGUUGCAAGGGUUGGUGAGCAGGAGCCUUGGAAGUGCCCUUGGGCAACAGAUGAGCAGCCUCACCUUGGAGCAAGAGGGCGUUGGACCCGUCUCCCUCCCCAGGAGGGCAGAGACAUUUGGAGGAUUUGACAGUCACCAAAUGAAUGUAUGCAAGGGGGUGGAAAAGGUUGAAGGAGACGAUGUGCAGGAUCUUCGGAGGACAGAGUCAGACAGUGUUUUGAAGAAGGGAGGAACAGCUAACUUGAUGUUUGUGCUGAAAAGGAACAAUGAGCAAGUUCUCCAGAGCAUCACUCACCUCCACAGCUUGCUGGGUAUGUUGCAGGCUGUUGUCGUGCAGCAGGACACCUACAUUGAGGACCAGAAGCUUCUCCUGACGGAGAGGGCCCUGACCCGCAGCUCCCUGCGCCCCAACUCCCUGAUCGAGCAGGAGAAGCAACGCAGCCUGGAGAAGCAGCGGCAGGAGCUGGCCAACCUGCAGAAGCAGCAGGCCCAGCACCAGGAGGAGAAGCGGAAGAGGGAGCGGGAGUGGGAGGCCCGCGAGAAGGAGGUAGCGGAGCGGGAGGCCCGGCUGGCCCAGCGGGAGGAACAGCUCCAGAAGGGGCAACACAGCCUGGAGAAGGAGCAGGAGGAGCUGCAGCAGAAGAAGGCCACCUACCAGCUCGACCUGGAGCACCUCCGGGCAGCCCAGAAGCAGCUGGAGAAGGAGAAGGAGCAGCUCAAGAGGGACAUGGAGCAGAUCUCCCAGCUGCGGGCGGAGCCCAACCACAGUCCACUUUCCAACCAGCACGGCAAGAUGACCAGGACACCUUCCCUUCCCGUGCCCGACAACUCGUCUUCCAGGCAACAGGACCAUUUGGAGAAAGAACUGUCUGCGUCGCCCAAAAGGAACAGCCUCACAAGGACGCACAAGGAGAAAGGCGCUUUCCACCUGCUUGGCACGACAACGUCAAGCCAAGCCAACAAGACAGCUGAUGGACAGGGUCAGGUGCAGAACCGCCUCUUUGGCUUGGCCAAGCCGAAGGAGAAGAAGGAGAAGAAGAAGAAAGGCAAAGGGCACCGUUCUCAGCCAGCUGAGGCUCAGUCGCCAGAAGCAGCACCGGAGGGCGAGGAAAUCUUCUGCUGACCCUACUGUUCCACCUCCUGCAAGGAUGAGGCUGCCUCGUGCUGUGCCCUGCAGAGCUCUCCCCAGCACAGGGCAGAUGCAGCAGCGGCUCUUGUCUGCCUUGAACUGAAUUGUCCUUGCAGCGCAAACCCACCUGUCUGCCUACAAUUUGCAGCCUGCUCCCGACUGCUGGUUCUGCCCAUGUCCUGGAUCCAUUACCUUUUAAAAGGCAGCAGGGGGGGGGAAGCUUCG
This is a messenger RNA of Lacerta agilis (Sand lizard), 4807 nucleotides long. RefSeq names its product A-kinase anchoring protein 13 (gene AKAP13). Bases 116 to 4576 code for a protein of 1486 amino acids. Gene Ontology annotation, biological process: adrenergic receptor signaling pathway; regulation of Rho protein signal transduction; positive regulation of canonical NF-kappaB signal transduction. The record is from RefSeq and is a predicted model, not a curated record. Lineage: Eukaryota; Metazoa; Chordata; Lepidosauria; Squamata; Lacertidae. Gene Ontology annotation, cellular component: actin cytoskeleton; membrane. The transcript is spliced from 33 exons. Gene Ontology annotation, molecular function: guanyl-nucleotide exchange factor activity; MAP kinase scaffold activity.